AUGGAUAAAAAAAACGAUGACGACGUCCAGCUGGCUCGUAUGGGCCACAAGCCCGAAUUGCAACGGAACUUUUCCACCCUGUCGAUGCUGGGCUUGGCCUUUGCCGUAUUGAAUUCGUGGACUGCAUUGUCGGCUAGUCUUUCCAUCAGCUUGACCUCGGGAGGAAGUACCAGUGUUAUUUGGGGUCUGGUCACCGCGGGAACAUGUAACUUGUGCAUCGCUGCGUCGUUGGCGGAAUUCCUCUCGGCGUAUCCGACGGCAGGGGGUCAGUAUCAUUGGGUGGCGGUCUCCUGGCCACAAUGGAUCCCCAUUCUCUCCUGGAUCACCGGCUGGAUCAAUGUCGCCGGAUGGAUUGCCCUGGUGGCAACCAAUGCCCUUCUCUCUAGUCAGUUGAUUGCCGGCAUCGUCUCGGCGGUUUAUCCGGACUUUGUGUGGCAGCGAUGGCAGCAAUUCCUGAUCUACGUCGCAUAUACCGCCCUGGCAUUUGUCGUGAAUGCGUUUAUGAACUCCGUUUUGCCGAUUAUUUACCGGGGGGCUUUUGCCUGGUCCAUCGGUGGUUUUGUGUUGGUGUCCAUCACAGUGUUGGCAUGUGCUUCGCCGGAUUAUCACUCCGCAUAUUUUGUGUUUUGUGACUUUGUCAAUCAGACGGGAUGGCCGGAUGGAGUCGCUUGGUUGUUGGGGCUCCUGCAAGGAGGACUAGGAGUCACUGCUUUUGAUGCGGUCGCUCAUAUGAUUGAAGAGGUCCCUCAACCCUCUAUCCGAGGCCCCAAAAUCAUGGUCACCUGCGUCGGAAUCGGCACCUUCACUGGCGCUGUUUUUUUGAUCGUUCUCCUCUUCGUCGCGGGCGAUAUCAACGAGGUUAUCAAUUCCAGUGCCGGUCCUCUUCUGCAGAUUUUCCUACACGCGACUAAGAAUACGGCCGGUGCGAUCUGUCUACUCAUGCUCCCUCUUGUAUGUCUCGCUUUUGCUACCCUCAGCGUCAUGACGACCAGUAGUCGAAUGAUUUUUGCAUUUGCUCGGGAUGGCGGCCUCCCCGCCUCGCGACUCUUCUCUCGCGUACAUCCAAAACUUGGACUCCCCGUGAAUGCACUACUCCUGACAGCGACUGUGGUGAUAAUUUUCGGGUUUAUAUAUCUGGGCUCGACGAGUGCAUUCAAUGCAAUCAUUUCCGCCUCCGUCGUGGCGCUGGAUCUCUCCUACGCCAUGCCCAUCGCGGUGAAUUGUCUUCGCGGACGCAAUAUCCUUCCCGACCGGAGUUGGAAGCUACCGGGGAUUUUUGGGUGGGUUGUAGAUAUGAUCUCCCUGGCGUAUAUCGCACUCACGACGGUGUUGUUUCUCUUCCCGCCUGGUCGGCCGGUUACGGGCAGUAGUAUGAAUUACUGCAUUGUGGCGUUUGCGAUUAUCGUCGUCGUAUCGGUGGUGCAGUGGAUUGUAGAUGGGAGGAGAAAUUUCAAAGGGCCCCGAGUAGAUAUUUAA
This is a messenger RNA of Aspergillus tanneri, 1476 nucleotides long. RefSeq lists its product as uncharacterized. Gene Ontology annotation, molecular function: transmembrane transporter activity. The record is from RefSeq and is a predicted model, not a curated record. NCBI's taxonomy places the organism in Eukaryota, Fungi, Ascomycota, Eurotiomycetes, Eurotiales, Aspergillaceae. Gene Ontology annotation, cellular component: membrane. Bases 1 to 1476 code for a protein of 491 amino acids. Gene Ontology annotation, biological process: transmembrane transport. The transcript is spliced from 19 exons.